UUCUAGAUUUUUCUAAUAACCUCUCUCUCUCUCACGCACACACACAUACAUGCGUCUUCUUAUACCCUGAAAUUCAAGCAAAAUUUGAACUCUGUUUCAUUUUCCAGUGUAGGUCUGGGCACGACGCAAGAAAGUUUAGGACAUAUAUUUAUAAUCCGUCGUGUCCAUCAGAGAAAUUUAAGCACUUGAGGUGAGAAACUAAUUUUGGGUUUUUGAACUGGAAUAUAUUCUUCAGAAGUUGUGUCUAUUUAGACAUGAAUACAAGUUACGGCAUGAGAAUUUAGCUCACCCAGUUGCUAGAAUUUUUUUUGGAGAAUGGGAGAGGGUGAUAUUUAACAAUAAUGGAAUGCAAGUGAGGUUUUUGAUUGGUAUUGGUGGCUGUGUGGUAUGGACUUAGCCAAGAGUGACAAUAUGAUUGAUCCUCCUAUUCAACCCUGCAACUGUUACAAAGUUACAAACUUGACCCAAACGAUUUUGGACUCAACUCAAACCUCAAAAUUUAAAGAUGAAUACAUUCUUGGAGAGCAAUUGGGAUGGGGGCAGUUUGGCAUAAUUAGAUCAUGCUCGAAUAAGUCCACUGGUGAAGUCUUGGCUUGCAAGUCCAUCGCUAAAGAAAGAUUAGUCACCUCAGAGGAUGUGCGCAGCAUCAAGCUUGAGAUUGAAAUAAUGACUAGGUUGUCUGGGCACCCAAAUGUGGUGGAUCUCAAGGCAGUUUAUGAGGACGAAGACUAUGUCCAUCUUCUGAUGGAGCUUUGUGAGGGUGGGGAACUUUUCCAUCGGAUUGAGAAGCAUGGGGGGUUCUAUGAGGCUCAGGCUCGAGUUCUUUUUAGGCAGCUGAUGGAAGUGAUUAUGUAUUGUCAUGACAGAGGAAUUGUUCACAGAGAUUUGAAGCCAGAAAAUAUCCUCUUGACUGCAAAAUCAUCCUCCUCACCCAUCAAAUUAGCAGACUUCGGUCUUGCAACCUAUAUCAAACCCGGGAAAAAUUUGUGUGGAACUGUUGGGAGUCCCUUUUAUAUAGCUCCUGAGGUUCUGGUAGGAGGUUAUGACCAGGCAGCAGAUGUGUGGAGUGCUGGGGUUAUUCUUUACAUUCUCCUCAGUGGAUUGCCUCCUUUUUGGGGGAAGACCAAAUCGAAGAUCUUUGAUGCUGUUAGGGCUGCAGAUCUGCGGUUCCCUCCAGAUUGUUGGGAUCACAUAUCUUCAUCUGCCAAGGACUUGAUAUCUGGAAUGCUAUGUGUAGAUCCUUCCAAACGGCUCACUGCUACGCAGGUUCUUGCUCACUUCUGGAUGAAGGAUCUAGCACAAGUAGCUCGAGAACCACGCGAACACAUUAAGCUUCAAUGUAAUCAACUGGAAGCAGGUGGUGGUUCUUUUGCUACCCCACUCAAUAGUAGAAAUCAGGACUACAGCUUUGAUGAUGGAUCACCCGCAGUUGAUACCAAUGUGGAGAAUUCUCCUGCAUUCACCUGCAGAUCAUCGUUUUCUUCUUUCCUGGUGGACCCGAGCACACCAUGCUCGAUAUCUGGAUGCUGUUCUUUCAACAGCUGCUGUGAAACAAAUGUGCCAGAGUUCUCGUCUCCAGUUCCUUCAAUGCUGAGCUUUACCUUCUUCAGUCCAAUUUCUGCUGAUGAGCAAGUCAGUGGCUCAUUGAGUGAAAAAUCCAAAAUAUCAACACUGGAUCGAGGUUCAAGCUUGAGAACGUUAUUUGUGUUGCCAGAUCCUUCGGUAUUAAUUAGACAUAAGCUAGGAGACAUGGAACAUGGGACAGAACUUCGCAGAGGAGAAGAAACAAGUGGAUCUAAGGUUGCAGGUAUCAACAGCAAAAGAAAUCACACAAUUGGGCAUGGCGAGCUCGAUCAGCUUAAUCUCAGAGUGACUGAAGCAGUUAUUCGCUGGGCAUCCUGCACUCAUAUCCCUAGUGCCCCUUCUCUUAGAUCUUCCCUUGUGUGGUAGAAGAAUGGAAUUUCAAACUAAUUAUUAGAGAAAUGAAAGUCUUGGUUUGAAGAGUGUGCAUGUCUUUGGUCCUUUUGGGUUUGAUUAGAGUAUAAUUCACCGUUGUAGUUGCACAAUUCUUAGUCAUUGAAAAGCAUCGAUGGUUCUGCUCUCUGACCAUCGAAUGAAGAUCCUACCAUGAUUCUUUCUCUGCAACUGAAC
Messenger RNA from Ilex paraguariensis (yerba mate), 2151 nucleotides. NCBI's taxonomy places the organism in Eukaryota, Viridiplantae, Streptophyta, Magnoliopsida, Aquifoliales, Aquifoliaceae. The record is from the annotation of a GenBank genome assembly.